AUGUCCAUCUACUCAGACCCGCCGGCGCUGCGAGACUUUUCGCAGGACAAGCCCUCGCUGCUGGUCUGCUGGUGGGCCACCAUCUUCUGCGCCCUCAUGAUCCUGCUGCGAAUCGCCGGCCGCUUCAUUCGAACCGAGAGGCUCUUUUCCGAGGACAAGUUCGCCGCAGUCGCCCUGAUUCCCAUGUUCUUGCGCAUGGGAUGCGUCCACUUUAUCCUCGUCCAUGGAACCAACAAUGCCGACUUCACCGGCGUCACCCUCACUGCCGAGGAAAUCCGAAAGAAAUCCAUAGCCAGCGGCCUGGUGCUUCUCAGCCGUGUACUCUAUGCCGCUACUCCUUAUUUGGGUUGGCUUUGUUGGCGCAACGAAUUCUCAAUCACACACUGCACCAAUCUGUGGAUUCUCAAGGGCACAAUCCUCGAGUUUCUAAAACGAAUCGCCGAUCUCACCUGGCAGCGAACCCAUCACUACACCCUCGUCGCCAUCCGAUGCUCCCUGGGCCUCACCUUCAUCGCCGUCGUCAUUAGCGAUCUCGCCGAAUGCAACCCCUUCAGACACUACUGGCAAGUCCUGCCUGACCCUGGUGGUCAGUGUCGCCAGGGCUAUGUCCAGCUCAUCACAAUGGCCGCCUGCAACAUCCUCACCGACCUGAUGCUCGUCAUCUUCCCCAUCCCCAUCAUUAUCCAGAGCAACAUGCAGUUUCGCAGGAAGCUCCAGCUCCUCAUCCUGUUUUCUCUCAGCCUGUCCGUUGUGGCAGUCACCAUCUACCGAAUUCCGCACAUCAUGGACGUAAACGGCCGACAGCAGUACCGAUCGCUGCUCGCUUCCGUCGAGUUGAUUUUCGCAACUGCAUCCGCAAACGCCCUUGUCUUGGGCUCCUUUGUACGAGAUCGAGGUGUCAAGAAACAGAAGCCCAGACGAACUUCCACCGCUGCCGAGUCGUUCGAACGCAGCACCACCAUCCGGAGACCAACUAUCCACCGACAAUGGGGCAGCGACGAAGACUUGGUCAGAGAUGUUGGUCUGACCGUCGAGCCUGAGCUUCGAGAGCAGCCAGACAGCCCGUCAUCCGAUCUGUACGCGCCAAUCAGGCCAAUGCAAUCUGCCGAGCAGGGCUCGGAUAAGUGGCGUCAUCAGCGGGAGCAACGGGAGCAACAUGAGCAAGAGGAUAGUGCCCAGGAUAGCGCCCCGGAAAGCACUCCAGAAAGCGCAAAGGCAAGCCAAGAUCUGCUGAUAUACAAGACCGAAUCCCGGACCGAAUCCCACCACGAAUCUAGAAAGCUCUCCUUGUUUGACGUCGGCGGCCUUCUUGAGGAUGGACCCGGCACAAGCAGUGGAAGCUACAGAAGAGGCAGCAGCUUUACUUCCUCUUCCAUGGAAGCCAGCACCUCUCAAACUGCCCCGCCGGCGUCUAGAAAGGCCAGCGUAAACGGUGUGCGGCGUGGAUCAACGGCGCUGCUUCAAGAUCUGGGCGGACUCCUGGGCCCCCUCAACUCAAAGUCGUCUGUGCGAUCAAAACACCGAACCGGAACCGAGCUGCAGCCUAUCCAACAAUCUCACCAAGAGCAUCACGCCUCCCAAGGCGAAGGCUCUGAUCUUGUUCUCAAUGACCCUGGUGGCCUCUUGCGAUGA
Trichoderma atroviride IMI 206040 is the source of this 1632-nucleotide messenger RNA. The record is from RefSeq and is a predicted model, not a curated record. NCBI's taxonomy places the organism in Eukaryota, Fungi, Ascomycota, Sordariomycetes, Hypocreales, Hypocreaceae.